Rotaria sp. Silwood1 is the source of this 273-nucleotide messenger RNA. The record is from the annotation of a GenBank genome assembly. NCBI's taxonomy places the organism in Eukaryota, Metazoa, Rotifera, Eurotatoria, Philodinida, Philodinidae.
AUGUUAAUAACUAAUGAUUGGUUUUCAACAUUACAAAAGUCGAAUGUUAAACUUGUAACAAAUCGUAUACAAGAAAUUAAAUCACAUUCAAUUAUUACUCAAAAUGGAGAUGAAUAUCCAGCAUAUCGUGGUAUAACUAUACCUAGUUUUCCAAAUUUUUUUAUUCUUCUUGGUCAUAAUUCAGUUGUACUUAUGAUUGAAGCACAAAUAAAUUAUAUAGCUGAAGCAUUUAUUUAUAUCGAUCAUAAUAUACGAUUUAUUGAAAUAAAAUAA